GUAAGCAUGUGCGGCUCUUAUCCAAAGCUGGGCCAGACUCUGGUCCUGCUCUGCAAUUCCAGUUGGAUCUCUGACAUGGAGGAAAUGCUGUCCUUCCGGGAUGUGGCCAUUGAUUUUUCUCCAGAAGAGAGAGAAUGCCUGGAGCCUGCUCAGUGGGAUCUGUACAGGGACGUGAUGCUGGAGAAUUACAGCCACCUUGAUUUCCUAGGUCUUGCUGUUGCUAAACCAUACUUGGUAACAUUUCUGGAGCAAAACCAAAGGUCUUCGGGUGUGAAAAGCCAAACAUCAGCCACCAUUCCUCCAGGAACAACAGGCAAUGAAUUUAACAAUCACAAUGAGGCCAUUGAUCACAACUCUCUAAGUAUGCAAUGCCAGAGAAUUCAUACAGGAGAGGAACCCUACUACUUUGAAGACUGUGGUAAGGCCCUUAGUUCUCAGGCAACACUUUCUGUACUCCAGAGACGUUAUAGUGGAGACAAACCCUACAAAUGUAAAGAAUGUCAUAAAACACUUAGCAGUCGCUCAUCACUUUUAAUACACCAGAAAUAUCAUACUGAUGAGAAAACCUACAAGUGUGAAAAAUGUGGCAAAGGGUUUUUCCGUUCCUCAGAUCUUCAGCAUCAUCAAAAAAUUCAUACUGGAGAGAAACCAUACAAAUGUGAAGAGUGCGACAAAGCCUUUCUUCAUCACUCAUAUCUUAGGAAGCACCAGGCAGUUCAUACUGGAGAGAAACCCUACAAGUGUGAAGAGUGUGGAAAUUCAUUUUACUAUCCUGCAAUGCUGAAGCAGCAUCAAAGAAUUCAUUCUGGAGAGAAACUUGACAAGUGUGAAGAAUGUGGGAAAGUAUUUUCCUCUGCUUUCUUUCUUAACCAGCAUAAGGGAAUUGAUUCNAUAGAGAAAAGGUACAAGUGUGAAGAGUGUGGCAAAUCCUUUUGCUAUCGUUCAUACCUNAGGGAACAUUACAGAAGGCAUUCUGGAGAAUAUCCCUACAAGUGCGAAGAAUGUGGAAAAGGGUUUUCCCGUUCCUCAAAGCUUCAGGAACAUCAAACAAUUCAUACUGGAGUUAAACCUUACAAGUGUGAAGAGUGUGGGAAAUGUUUUUCCUCUUUUACGUCCCUUAAAAGACAUCAAAUCAUCCAUUCUGAAGAUACUCCCCAUGAGUGUGUAGAAUGUGGCAAAAGGUUUUCUAGUUCUUCCCGCCUUCAGGAACAUCAGAAAAUUCACACGGAAGAGAAGCCAUACAAAUGUGAGGAAUGUGACAAAGCCUUUCUUUAUCACUCGUUUCUUAGGAGACACAGAGCAGUUCACACUAGAGAGAAACCCUACACGUGUGAAAAGUGUGGAAAAUGUUUUUCUUCCUUUACAUCCCUGAAAAGACAUCAAAUCCAUUCCAUAGACAUUUCCCAUGAGUGUGUAUAAUGUGGCAAAAGAUUUUCUAGUUCUUCCCACCCACAGGAACAUCUAGAAGUUCAUACUGGAGAAAUCAUACACAUAUGAAGACUGUCACAAAGCCUUUCUUUAUCAUUCAUUUCUUAGGAGACUCGAGGAAGUUCACAGAGAGAAACCAUAGAAGUGUGAAGAGUAUGGGAAAUGUCUGUUCUUUUCUUCAAUCCUUAAAAGACAUCAAAUAAUUCAUUAUGAAGUCAGUCUCUACAAGUGUGGGGAAUGUUUAAAGCUCCUUGUAUGCUAUCUACUCUUUUUUUAUAAGUUCUUUUUUUUUUAAGAUUUAUUUAUUAUUUAUUAUAUGUAAGUACACUGUAGCUGUCU
This is a messenger RNA of Mus caroli (Ryukyu mouse), 1767 nucleotides long. RefSeq lists its product as uncharacterized. Gene Ontology annotation, cellular component: nucleus. The record is from RefSeq and is a predicted model, not a curated record. Lineage: Eukaryota; Metazoa; Chordata; Mammalia; Rodentia; Muridae. Gene Ontology annotation, molecular function: RNA polymerase II transcription regulatory region sequence-specific DNA binding; DNA-binding transcription factor activity, RNA polymerase II-specific. Gene Ontology annotation, biological process: regulation of transcription by RNA polymerase II; embryo development.